UUUCCUAGCACCACGUUUCACAGGAGCACCAGGUUGAAAUGAUGGAACUAUUUCUCUCUCAGUGUAACACCUCGUCCGGUGUUCGAAUGCAGCAGUGAAUGUGGACUGUAGUCUUGAAAACGAAGGCAGUACAUGCCACACCACUACCCUUCCUGCUCUUGUGCGCACACCUACCCUGAUGAUGCAGCCUUCACUGGACAUCAAACCAUUUAUGUCUUUUCCAGUGGACAGUAGUUCUGCUGUUGGGCUCUUUCCAAAUUUUAACACAAAAAGAAGAGGCUUAUUUGGGACCAAUAAAUUCUGCCAGAUGGAUCCUGUGCAAAAAGCAGUCAUUAACCACACAUUUGGAGUGUCCAUUCCCCCAAAGAAGAAACAAGUUAUUUCUUGUAAUGUCUGUCAGCUUCGCUUUAACUCGGAUAGCCAGGCCGAGGCCCACUACAAAGGAAGUAAACAUGCCAAGAAGGUCAAAGCACUAGAGGCAACGAAAAAUAAACCCAAAAUGGUUUCUUCCAAGGACAGCGCAAAGGCUAAUCCCAGCUGCUCCAUCACUCCAAUCACAGGCAACAGCUCUGACAAAUCAGAAGAUAAAGGGAAGUUAAAAGUCAACACUCCCAGUCAGCCGUCAAGCUCUGAAGGUGGCCCAUUUCUCCUCAAAUCUGGCACAACACCCCUGCCACCUGGAACAGCCACUUCUCCCUCCAAGAGCACCAAUGGAGCUCCUGGUACCGUUUCUGAAUCAGAAGAAGAAAAGGCCAAAAAAUUACUUUAUUGUUCACUAUGCAAAGUGGCUGUGAACUCCCUGUCACAGCUGGAGGCGCACAACACAGGAUCUAAACACAAGACCAUGGUUGAAGCUCGUAAUGGGGCUGGUCCAAUUAAGUCCUAUCCUAGACCUGGAUCAAGAUUAAAGAUGCAGAAUGGCAGUAAGGGGUCAGGACUACAGAACAAGACAUUUCAUUGUGAAAUCUGUGAUGUUCACGUUAAUUCAGAAAUUCAGCUCAAACAGCACAUUUCUAGCCGAAGGCAUAAGGAUCGAGUUGCAGGGAAACCAUUGAAGCCGAAAUACAGCCCUUACAACAAACUCCAGCGGAGCCCAAGCAUUUUAGCAGCAAAACUCGCAUUCCAGAAAGAUAUGAUGAAGCCUUUGGCCCCGGCCUUCCUGUCCUCGCCCCUGGCGGCGGCGGCGGCAGUGUCCUCGGCGCUGUCCCUGCCGCCCCGGCCGUCCGCCUCGCUCUUCCAGGCUCCAGCCAUACCUCCAGCCCUCCUGAGGCCGGGCCACGGGCCCAUCCGCGCCACGCCUGCCUCCAUCCUCUUUGCUCCCUACUAACGUCCGCAAGCCCCAGACCUUUGAGGCCAGUAGGAAAGCUGAGAAGGAAAGCCAAAAGGAUUCAGCGAUGUAAGCAUUUUGUGUUCAGUGCCCCCAUGCAGCCACAAAAUGCAGCAAGCAUACCACGCCGAGCCCGACUCCAAAGAACAGAUCGCUAGACUCGAGAGUGCUUUUAGGGACCGCUCCUCUAAUUUAGGAAUCUGAGCAGCACAGGCUUUACCUCCCUAGUCCCUCUCCCUGCCCUACCCCAUUCAACUUGUGUAUCUGAGACAUUUGGUUUCUUGCAAACGUAUUGGUCAGAAAAAAUAUAUAUAUAAAUAUAUCAUUCUCUGACUAUUUUUCCAUGGGUGUGAUCUGGCUUAGAAACAAUAUGGGAUAUUUUCCUGACAGACUUGAAAACUAGGGUCUUCCUCACAUGUCUGUAAAUAACUCUGGAAUCCAACUGGGCACAUUCUAGUGUGGAACAAAAAUAGAUGAACACAAGUGCUGACUUGUGGACACCAUCUCACCAACGAUCACCGCGUUUUCUUUCUGGUGUACUAUUGUUGACAGGGAUUGUGUACUGUUCUAGACCCCAGUACUGUUGUAUCCUGUGUAGUACUAGCUCCGUAUCUCUUGUCUGAAUUCAACAUUUUUAGUUGCUGUGUACAUGUUUGUUAGGAAGCAAAGUAGCUUUGAAUUUUCUCUUUAAGAGAACAAAAGGUAAAGUAAUGUAUUUUCUUUAUUUCACAUUUUAUUUGGUGAUAUUUAAACGAAAUAGAAAGCCAUAUAACAUAGCUAUAAUUACUACUUGUUUGCUCCUUUUGUUUAACUUAUUUUGUAGCUUCCUCACCAGUUUGAGUUGCUGAGCAAAUGUGUACAAACAGAAGAGCUUCCUAAAUUGCACAUUUUUGCACCUCUUGUGCAUUCUGCAAGGAGACAAUGAAUCCACGUAUUUCUACGCAAUUAUCUUCUUCAUUUGUAACCUGUUUUCAUUUGUAUUGAUACUACAUAAUUCUGUGGCUCCCUAAUGCAAUAAUGUACAGAAGAUAAAAAAUUUAUAACUGAACAAUUUGUCUUUCUGUUCACUGAAUAUGUUGCAGGUCUUGCUUCCAUGCCCCCCUUUCUAAGCUGAUAUCAACAAGACUGGAAUGUUUGUGAUAUGGGGGGCAAAAGGUAUCAGAAAACAACAAAAUAGAGUGAACUCUUUUAGAGCAUCUAUAUCUGCAAUCUGUAAAUGGUAAAAUGUCUGUGUAUUUUUUUAAAUGUACCUUUUCAAUAAAAGUACAAAA
This is a messenger RNA of Diceros bicornis minor, 2598 nucleotides long. It is a transcript of the gene ZNF385B, whose product is annotated as zinc finger protein 385B. NCBI's taxonomy places the organism in Eukaryota, Metazoa, Chordata, Mammalia, Perissodactyla, Rhinocerotidae. Bases 179 to 1327 code for a protein of 382 amino acids. Gene Ontology annotation, cellular component: nucleus. The record is from RefSeq and is a predicted model, not a curated record. Gene Ontology annotation, molecular function: nucleic acid binding; zinc ion binding. The transcript has 9 exons.